Molecule: messenger RNA, 870 nt
Organism: Salvia miltiorrhiza (redroot sage)
Lineage: Eukaryota; Viridiplantae; Streptophyta; Magnoliopsida; Lamiales; Lamiaceae
Product: agamous-like MADS-box protein AGL61
Exons: 1
Coding region: 1-870 (289 amino acids)
Biological process (GO): regulation of transcription by RNA polymerase II
Molecular function (GO): RNA polymerase II cis-regulatory region sequence-specific DNA binding; DNA-binding transcription factor activity, RNA polymerase II-specific; protein dimerization activity
Source: RefSeq, a predicted model, not a curated record
AUGUCGGAGAGGAAAACGAGGGGUCGUCAAAGGAUCCCGAUCAGACUGAUCGAGAAAAAAGACGACCUCCUCGUUUCCUUCUCCAAACGCCGCGUCGGCGUUUACAAAAAGGUGAGCGAGCUCAGCACGCUGUGCGGCGUCGACGUUGGCGCCAUCAUCUUCUCGCCGUCGGGAAUCCCCCAUUCAUUCUUCACUCCGGACUUCGACUCCGUCGUCUACGGCCGCCGCAAUGCCGCUCAGAAACGGGACGACAACCUCAACGGCAGCCCGCGGACGAGGAUCCGAGAGCUCAACAAACGGCUGGACGAGGUGGUGGAGAAGCAGGAGCGAGAGGAGAAGAGAGAGAAGCAGCUCGGCGGCGGCGCCGAGAUGGGGUGGUGGGAGGUCCCCGUGGAGAGCUUGAACGGCGAGCAAGUGAAGGAGCAGAUAGAGUGGUUCCAAGCGCUCAGAGCUCAGAUCAAAAGCCGAGUUCAAGAGCUCAAGAAUGGCACCGCGAGCUCGCCGCCGGAAGAUGGAGAUGGUGCAUUAGGUCACGUCUCCGGCGAGUGUUCCUUUGCUCCGCCGGCGUCUCUGGAUGCAUAUGCCGGGAAUCAGAACCCUUUUCCUCUUCCGCCGCCGCCGCCGCCGCAUUUUGAUGGCGGAGGUGGAAGUAGUGUUGCUGCGGAUCGGUAUCAUUUUGCUGCGUGUGUUGGUGGUGGAAGCGGGCAGUACUGUUACCCGGCGGCGUCUUUGAAUAUGUUUGAACAGUAUCUCCAGCCUCCGUCACCUCUCCGCGGCGGAAUCAGCCAAUGUUUAGGUGAUAAAUAUGGUUAUCUUCCUCAAGCUCAAGGAUAUGGAGAGCCUGGACCUUCACAUCGGACCCAAAAGUAG